AUGCGCCCACGUGGUAUCUACAUCUGUGAUGGAUCUCAACAUGAAGCCGAUGAGAUCAUUGACAAGCUUAUUGAGCGUGGUAUGCUAUCGCCGUUGAAGGCCUACGAGAACAACUAUAUCUGCCGUACGGAUCCCAAAGAUGUGGCGCGUGUCGAGUCCAAAACAUGGAUGGUCACACCGGACAAGUAUCAAACAGUAACGCACACACCUGACGGUGUGGAGCCAAUUAUGGGCCAUUGGAUGUCACCCGAAAGUUUAGCCACCGAACUGGACAGCCGAUUCCCUGGUUGCAUGGCUGGUCGCAUCAUGUACGUGAUUCCGUUCUCUAUGGGACCUAUUGGAGGACCGUUGUCAAAGAUCGGAGUGCAGCUGACCGACUCGAACUAUGUGGUGCUGUCGAUGCGGAUUAUGACCCGUGUGAGCCACGAUGUUUGGGAUGCACUCGGCGAAAACGACUUUGUGCGAUGUAUCCACUCAGUCGGACUGCCAAGACCAGUGAAACAACGUGUCAUCAAUCAUUGGCCUUGCAACCCUGACAAGGUACUGAUCGCCCAUCGACCCGCCGAAAGGGAGAUCUGGUCGUUCGGAUCUGGCUAUGGAGGCAAUUCCCUGCUUGGUAAGAAGUGCUUCGCCCUGCGUAUCGCCUCCAAUAUCGCCAAAGACGAGGGCUGGAUGGCCGAGCACAUGCUUAUCAUGGGUGUGACGCGGCCGGAUGGAAAGGAACACUUCAUCGCAGCCGCCUUCCCGUCAGCUUGUGGUAAAACGAACCUGGCUAUGCUUGAGCCGGCUCUGCCUGGCUGGAAGGUCCGAUGUGUUGGUGAUGACAUCGCCUGGAUGAAAUUCGGUGAGGACGGUCGCCUGUACGCGAUCAACCCUGAAUCAGGUUUCUUCGGAGUUGCACCAGGUACAUCCAAGAAAACGAACCCGAUGGCAGUCGCUACGUUCCAGAAGAACUCAAUCUUCACACGAAUGUCGGUGAAACGGCUGAUGGCGAGUACUUCUGGGAAGGAAUGGAGGACGAAAUCAAGGACAAGGAAUGUGGAAAUGAUCAAUUGGCUCGGCGAGAAAUGGAAAAUCGGCGAUCCAGGAGUCUGUGCACAUCCGAACUCACGAUUUGCCGCGCCAGCCUCCCAGUGCCCGAUUAUCCACCCAGAAUGGGAAAGCCCUAAAGGAGUUCCAAUUGAUGCCAUUAUUUUCGGUGGUCGCCGUCCGGCUGGUGUCCCGUUGGUGUUCGAGACGAGGUCGUGGUUGCACGGUAUCUUCACGGGAGCGUGUCUCAAAUCUGAAGCCACCGCUGCUGCUGAGCACAAAGGCAAGACGGUCAUGCAUGAUCCGAUGGCGAUGCGUCCAUUUAUGGGUUACAACUUUGGAAAAUACCUCCAACACUGGAUUGAUCUGAAUAAGGAUGGAAGAAAGGUACCCAAGAUCUACCACGUGAACUGGUUCCGUAGGGAUGCCGACAACAAAUUCCUCUGGCCUGGUUAUGGUGACAAUAUCCGUGUAAUUGACUGGAUUGUCCGUCGACUCGACGGUGAGACCGACAUCGGAGUCGACACUCCUAUUGGAGUUGUGCCAAAGAAGGUAAGUUAUCUGAGAUUCGGCCGAAAUUGCCUACUUGUCCAUGGAUCGCUCCUUUUCAUCGAAAAAAGA
Molecule: messenger RNA, 1650 nt
Organism: Ostertagia ostertagi
Lineage: Eukaryota; Metazoa; Nematoda; Chromadorea; Rhabditida; Trichostrongylidae
Source: the annotation of a GenBank genome assembly